AGAUAUAGAUGAUGGAAGUGUUGGACACAGCAGUCCAUAUGGUAACCAUAGUGAUGAGGAACAAGGCUACAUACAUCAGGAUGAAGACAUGUACGAAGCUGAUGAUGCAAGUGAUCACGAUGUUGCCAUGGAAACAGACUUUGUCGAAAAUCCACCAGAUAGCGAGCCCGCUUACCCACCAGGUUCACCAGAGGAAGGUGAAGUGAUUGAUGACAAUAGUGACGCAGGGGAAGUUAACACUAAUGAUUCUAUAAAAGCUAAUGUUAAACAGGUCACAGAACCUGUUGAUAAAACAGAAGAAAAUUCCAAAGAAGGUGAAGGUGAUACCAAUACAUCUCAGAACAAAAAGGAAUUUUGUGAUGAAAAUAUUGAGUGUGAGGUUGUUGAAGAUGAUGCUGAAAGAGGAGAGGAAACCAUCUUAACUGAUAUAUUAGAUAAAGAUACCAAACUAGUAAAUGUGGAUAAGAAAACUGAUGAUGAUAGCAAUGAUAAAAAAACUGAUAAAAGUGAUAAAACAACUGAAAAUGUUGGUGUUGAUGUUAGAAUUGUUAAGAAAGAAAUAAGAGAUUCUGAUGAUGAAAAUUCAACAGCUGUUACAGAUAAAAAAGAUGAAAUUGACAAGAAUGAUGUGGACAUGAAAAAAUUAGAUGAUGUUAAAACUGAAGAAGAUAAUGUAGUAGAUGUUGAACCAGUUGAGAGUGAAAAGGACCUGUCAGAUGAAGGAGAGGUUUUAGAAGAGAGUGCAAAGGAUAGUGCCAAAGCUGGAUGUUCCAAAUCAGAAGUAAUUGUUAGUGACGUUAAAAAGGGAAAACCUGCUAGAAGAGUUGUAAAACCACCAAAACAAGACAUUGCACCAGCUUUGACAAGAAAUCAAAUGGAAUUGUUAGAACUUGAGAUGAGAGCUAGGGCAAUUAAAGCAAUGUUAAAAACUGCUAAAUGAUAUGGUAUUAGAGGGGGUUUCAGCUGACAAAAGCCCAUACACUUAGCUGAACGUGAACAAUUUUUCUUCAUAAUAUUUCCCUUUAUUUUAAUUUGAUCUCCAGAUGAAAGAAAAAAUCAUUGUCGUAGAUAAGAGCAUUUUUACAUUGUUGAUCAAAUGAUGUAGAUUUUAAAUGACAUUUUUAAGAACAUCUUAAUUGUAUAUUAAAUUAAGUAUUGAUAUUUUAGAAAGUAAAACUUCAUUUAUACAAGAUGUUGCUUCAGGCAUUAAGAAGCCAUUACAAAAAGAAAUCAAUUUGAAAUCUUGUUUGGAACUUAAUUUUUCCGAAGUUUUUCAUUUUGAUUUUAAAGAUAACAAAUAUCUAUUGAAAGUGACAGAAUGUUCAUGCUUUAGUAAACAUUCAAGGCUGAACAAUCAUUUUGUUAAAGUAAAUAUUUGAAUCAUCUUGUUAUAUACAUGUAUGUUAUGUACAUGUAUGUAUGUAAUAUUUUCAAUGUCUUAAGGCUGAAUUAAGUCGCUUUGUUACACAUGACACAUCAAACUUAAAGAAAUAAAAUAUAUUUUUUCGUGUUA
Molecule: messenger RNA, 1513 nt
Organism: Ruditapes philippinarum (Manila clam)
Lineage: Eukaryota; Metazoa; Mollusca; Bivalvia; Venerida; Veneridae
Product: caspase activity and apoptosis inhibitor 1-like
Source: RefSeq, a predicted model, not a curated record